AUGGAGCUUGAAGAGUUGCCUUCGGAAGAAACCCAACACCUCGAGAUUCCCAGUUGCUCCACUGUUCCGAUUCAAGAUCCGUUUGUUCUUUCCUUCAACAACUUAACUUACGAUGUCAAGGUCCGCCACAAGUCGAGGUUCCCAUUUACCGGAACCAACAACUUAAUUUCUCCGGAGAAUAGCGGUAAGACCAAGAGCCUGCUCAAUGACAUCUCAGGCGAAGCAAAGGAAGGCGAAAUAAUGGCGAUUAUGGGUCCGAGUGGUUCGGGCAAAUCGACGCUAAUGGAUGCUCUUGCCAAUAGAAUUGAUAAGCAUAGUCUGAAAGGGUCCAUCACUAUGAAUGGUGAACCCUUACCUUCAGGGCUGUUGAAGGUGAUCUCUGCAUAUGUUAUGCAAGAUGAUAUGUUGUUCCCUAUGCUGACGGUGGAAGUGACGCUGAUGUUCGCGGCUGAGAUCCGGCUCCCUCGAUCGCUUUCAAAGGAGAAGAAGAAAGCGAGAGUACAAGCUUUGAUUGAUCAACUCGGGUUGAGAAAUGCGACCAAGACUACGAUCGGAGAUGAAGCACAUAGAGGUGUCUCUGGAGGCGAACGUAGGCGAGUUUCAAUCGGGAUCGACAUAAUUCAUGAUCCGAUACUAUUGUUCCUUGAUGAACCGACUUCGGGACUCGACUCUACCAGUGCAUACAGUGUCAUUAAGGUCCUACAAGGAAUUGCACGAAGUGGGAGCAUUGUUAUAAUGUCGAUUCAUCAACCAAGUUCCAGGAUUCUUGGCCUACUCGAUACAAUGAUUUUCCUGUCACGUGGUAAAACUAUGUAUUGCGGUUCUCCGGCGAACCUGCCAAAUUUCCUAGAUGAUUUUGGGAAUCCGUGUCCCGAUUACGGCAAUCCGUGCGAGUUUACUCUCGAUUUCAUCCGUGAGCUCGAGGAAUCUUCCGACGGAACCCAGAAGUUAGUCGAAUUCAACAAGUCUUGGCAGGACUCGAUGAACAGGGUCUCCAAUAAGCCGAGUCUUUCACUUGAAGAUGCAAUAAGGAAAAGCAUUUCUCAAGGGAAACUAGUCACUGGUGCCUCUGCUACAGGUGAUGAUCACCAUAAUCUAGUAUCUUCAGUCCCAUCAUUUGCCAAUCCAUUGUGGUACGAAAUGUUGGUGUUACUCAGAAGGCUGGCACUAAACAUGAGACGAAUGCCGGAGGUUUUUGGACUCCGAUUUGGGGUGAUAACGAUGACCGCGAUUAUCCUAGGCACCAUGUUUUGGCAGGUUGAUAAUUCUCCGAGAGGAAUCCAAGAACGAAUCGGAUGCUUAGCUAUAUCGGUGAGCACCAUUAUAUUUACCUGCUCAACCGAAGUCCCGGAGUUCAUCAAAGAGCGAUUCAUUUUCAUAAGGGAAACUGCAUACAAUGCUUAUCGACGCUCUUCAUACGUACUCGCUCGAUCUUUAUUCACGAUCCCGGAACUGUUAGUCCUUUCCCUCUCCUAUUCCUUGAUAGCCUUUCCGGCUAUAGGCCUCACCGGUGGUGUCUCUGGAUUCAUCUUCUUCUUCCUCACGGUACUCAGCACAUUCUGGGCUGGAACUUCACUAGUGGCAUUCAUGUCAGUGCUUUUCCCUGAUUACUUCCUCGUCUUCGUGAUGUCCGUGGGCGUUGUUUCCUAUUACCUCUUCUUCUGCGGAUUCCUCAUUUCUCGAAAACGACUCCCCAAGUACUGGCUUGGGGUUCAUUACAUUUCACUGGUGAAAUAUCCAUACGAAGCGUUCAUGCAAAACGAAUUCCGGCCAUCUCAAUGCUUCACUCGAGGUAACCAGAUAUUCAACGGUACACCGAUCGGAAGCCUGCCGAGAUCGGUGCAAGAUGAAAUGCUGGCUAGCAUGGGAUAUAUUGUGGGCACAAAUUACACGGAUUCAACUUGCAUAGCAACCGGGACUGAUGCAUUGAGGGUGCAAGGGAUCACUGAGUUGAGCAAAUGGAACUGCCUCUUGGUUGUUGUAGCAUGGGGCUUUAUCUUCAGGGUCUUGUUCUACUUGAGCUUGUUGUACGGAAGCAAGAAUAAAAGGAAGUGA
Molecule: messenger RNA, 2055 nt
Organism: Hibiscus syriacus
Lineage: Eukaryota; Viridiplantae; Streptophyta; Magnoliopsida; Malvales; Malvaceae
Product: ABC transporter G family member 20-like
Exons: 2
Coding region: 1-2055 (684 amino acids)
Cellular component (GO): membrane
Molecular function (GO): ATP hydrolysis activity; ABC-type transporter activity; ATP binding
Source: RefSeq, a predicted model, not a curated record